UCCAUCCUCUUCGAUAAUCUCCUGGUUUUUCCUGCAAGAAUCGGCGGCAAUGGUGAUGAGAUUCGUGUUCUUGCUGCUCCUGGCACUGGGAUUCGCCAGCGCCAAGGACUCGUCGGAUCUCGUGCUUCCCCACCCCAGGAAGGUCGUGAAAGAGAAGGGCGGGAGGAUUUUGGGCUGGGAUCGCGACGCCACAGCGUUCGAAGAGAUCGGCGUCAAGAGCGAGAUCAUCCAUUUGAAGCCAAAUGGUUUGGUGCUGCCAAUGUAUGUGGAUGCCGAUAGCUUGUGCUACGUCUUGGAAGGGAGGGCUACUGCUGGAAUCGUUCGCCCUUCUGGAGAAGCCACAAACACGAGAUAUGUGAGAGUUGGAGAUGUUGUAGCUCUUCCCGCUGGAUGGAUGGUUUGGCUAUGGAACACUGGUGGAUUGGGCAUGAAGAUGUUUUGCGUGAACAAGCCAGUCCUCCAGGAAGAUUGUAAGUCGUGCAAGACUUACUUUCUUGCCGGAUCCGAGGAAAGCAAGAAGGGCUCUUUCCUCCACGGAUUCAGCGACGAGGUUCUCAAGAGGACGUUCCAAGUUGAUAUGAAAGAAGCUCGCAGCAUCGUUGAAGCGCAGAAGAGCUCCGUGUUUGCGGACGCAAAGGAAUUCGACAACGAAGUUAGCAGUGAUCAAUCUGACAAUGGAGAGAUGCGAGGUGAUCUUUCUUUCAACAUGGAGAUUGCUCACCCGGAUGUGAUCGAGUCCGGUGGCCGUAUGACGCUCCUGGACGAUACCAAGAUGAGGAUCCUGGAACACUUGAGCUUUGGAGCGGUUCGCGUCAAGCUCAAUCCCUCCAGCAUGUUUGCUCCACAGUGGCUUCUCGGCUCUGGACAAAUCGUCUACGUGACCAAAGGAAAAGGCCGAGUCGAGGUUGCAACGCAAGAAGGCCAAGCAGCUAUCGAGCAGACGGUUGAUGCUGGCGACGUUUUCGUUGUUCCACCAUAUCAUCCUCACGCUGUUGUGAAUACUGGGAGCUCCCCAAUGGAAUGGAUUUGCAUCCACUUCACGUCGAGCUUCUACCCGAGUUUUCUGUCCGGAUCGAGGUCUGUCUACGCGUCCAUCCCUCUGGAAGUUCUCAGUGCGUCUCUCAACACCUCCGACGAUGUCGCUGACAUGGUUCGCAGCGCUCACGCAAGCGAGAAGAUGUUUUUCACGCUCGACCGUGGUUUCUUCAGUAUCGUGUAAGAAGUGUUCCUGUAA
Molecule: messenger RNA, 1234 nt
Organism: Selaginella moellendorffii
Lineage: Eukaryota; Viridiplantae; Streptophyta; Lycopodiopsida; Selaginellales; Selaginellaceae
Product: 11S globulin seed storage protein 2
Exons: 4
Coding region: 50-1219 (389 amino acids)
Source: RefSeq, a predicted model, not a curated record